This is a messenger RNA of Klebsormidium nitens, 2202 nucleotides long. The record is from the annotation of a GenBank genome assembly. Lineage: Eukaryota; Viridiplantae; Streptophyta; Klebsormidiophyceae; Klebsormidiales; Klebsormidiaceae.
CAAAGUCCAGACUGCUUGCAAGACCUUCCAGAUUGGUCACUCGUUGUCAGAGCAGAGCAUGCAGUCUUGCAGAGCUUCUCUCCUGCUUUACCCUGCUCAGAGGUUCUGUAGCUUGUAGGGUUAAGAGCUAGGCUAGGAGGGGCCAGGUAGCAGUGGAAGCAUACGAGACUGGGUACAGUUGUAGCAGAGCCUUCUGCUUAGGCUAGCUUCGUGUUCUCUUUCAGGAGGUGCCUUUUAUGUGCUCACCCUUUCAUGCAGAGUAAGCAUAUUUUUGGUCCUUUAGACAAUUUCUUGAAGUACCAAAUCUGCACCUGUUUUGUUGCUCGUAUGCUUGCAGCUCGUGUCGGAACGGCGGUUUCUUAAUAAGCACAGUUAGCAGCAAACAGUGGUUUGAACCGGGGUCCAACUGCCAUGAGAGACAAGAAGCAGGAGGCGGUUACUUCUGCAUCCGAGCUUGAGGUCCCUUGCAGUACCUAUGAGCUGCUUAAUGCGGGAUAAUCUUUAGAGUCUUGGGCAGUCAAGGACAAGGAACAUUCGAUUUUCUGGGGGAUACGAAGGAGGCAGGCUGGCUUCGUGUAGCAUGGAGAAAGCGACGGUUCAAACGAGCCCACGACCCCAGGGCUCGAAAAGGGUUGUGGCUGGGAAGAGAUCUUUGCCGGACGGCGGCAGGAACUCUGUAAGGAAACUUCAGAAACGGGAAAUCAGCUCCAGUGGGAACUGGGCCAUCAGCCGGACGAACUCCACAGAAAAGUUUAGAAACUUCUGCCUGCUGGAGGAGUUUGACACUCAUGACCCCAAGUCCCACGAGUUUUUGAGGCUUCCCUUCCUCAAGAAAAGGUCGCGGAUAGUCGAGAUUGUUGCGGCGAGGGACAUUGUGUUUGCACUCGCACACUCAGGCGUCUGUGCAGCAUUCAGUCGAGACACGAAUAAGCGCAUCUGCUGCCUGAACGUCAGCCCUGACGAAGUGAUCCGCAGCCUCUUCUUCAACAAGAACAACGACUCUCUCAUCACAGUCUCUGUCUAUGCUGGAGAUAACUUCAGCUCCCUCAAAUGUCGAACAACACCCAUCGAGUACAUUCGCAGGGGCCUGCCCGAGUCAGGGUUCCCCCUCUUUGAAUCCGAAUCGUUGCGGUGGCCGGGCUUCGUGGAGUUCGAUGACGUAAAUGGGAAAGUCUUGACAUACUCUGCUAUUGAUCGGAUCUACAAGGUGUUUGACCUGAAGAAUUACACGAUGCUGUACAAGGUGUCGGACAAGAACGUGCAGGAGAUCAAGAUCAGCCCCGGCAUCAUGUUGCUCAUCUACAACCGCAAGGAGGGCUACGUGCCCCUCAAGAUCCUCUCCAUCGACACGGGGGAGGUGUUGAAGGGGUUCAACCACCCUCUGCACCGCAACAAGAAGGUCGACUUCAUCGAGCAGUUCAACGAGAAGCUGCUCGUCAAACAGGAAAACGAAAACCUGCAAAUCCUGGACGUUCGAAACCAGCAGCUGAUCGAGGUGAACCGGACCGAGUUCAUGACGCCCUCCGCGUUCAUCUUCCUGUACGAGAACCAGCUCUUCCUCACCUUCCGCAACCGGACGGUCGCCGUGUGGAACUUCCGAGGGGAGCUCGUCACCACGUUCGAGGACCACCAGCUGUGGUACCCGGACUGCAACACGAACAACAUCUACAUCACCAGCGAGCAGGACCUCAUCAUCUCGUACUGUAAAGUAAAAGAGGACCCCACCGACCUGGACGACCAUGGGGUGGGGUCGAUCAACAUCUCCAACAUUCUGACCGGAAAAUGCCUCUCAAAGAUUCAGGCCACGGACAAGGAUGACCCCCAGAGGUGGCGGUGCGCCGGCGGAGCUAGGAGAGUUCGAGAGGCCUUGGAGGACGUGACGGCUCUUUUCUACGACGAGGAGAGGAACGAGAUCUACACGGGUAGCAGGCAUGGGCUGGUGCACGUCUGGUCAAAUUGAUACCUCAGGUCCUGUCGGGCUUUCAGGUUGUCGUGUCGGACAAAAAGAGCAGAAGCUGUCUGCUCAUGGAUUUCAUGUGUGUCCUCUUCAAUGUACCAAAGAGUCCGCAGCUUGCGGACUUGGACUUGGACCUUUAAAGGGUCUACAUAAUGCAAGGGCUACUUUCUUCCAAGCACCCAGGGGCACCUGCUUAAACAUUCUUACAUGUGGUCUCGUUUUCAGAAACGCACGAGUCUCAGGAG